UUAAGGGGAACCAUGACAGUUUGUACCGCACAGUUGCAUGCUUGUAUGCCGUAACAUUAUUUAAGCUACCGACUUUUACUUGCUGUAACCUCAUCGUUCUCCAAACCGUGGAUGAGGAAGCCGAAAUGACUGUCAGAGUGAACUGACACUCCAACAUCAAGCUCGGCAGCUAAUCUUUUUAACGGAGACGGUGGGCUGCUCGACAUCUUUUCUCCAGAGAUCGCUGUCACUCCCCAAUGGAGUGACAACCGCAACGACAGUCCAGCAUCAUUCAGUGUCGGCCAGAGGUAGCAGCUGGAGCUCUCAAGUGGCCUCGACCCUGCUUCGCUGGAGCCUGUUAAUUCCUUCUUCAACACACUGGGAAUCAACAAUGCCUGCGGACCCCCUGCCUGAACGCCCAGUGUGCAUUGGUGAUUUGGUGUUCGACAUCUUGCAACCAAAGCACCUUUCCAAAAACCCCUGACUGACCAGUGUUUGUGGGCGUCACCCUACUUUUGGUUCCACGUCCUGGCCUCCUGCUGUUGUUUAACACUUUCUCGUCUUCUCAUAAGAGGAGCAGGAUGCCUUUAGUGGUUAGAGAAACAUCUCCGGCUGGAUAGGUAUAAUGCAAGCAUGCGUCCUGCUGGAGUUUACUUGAGUGAGGCACUAAUUCCACACCAGCUUUCAGGAGUGCUUUGCAGUGGACUUGGACCUCUGAACUCUCUGUAGAUACGGACAGUGGGAAAGAGAAUCUCCCUGCGAUAAUCAAGUAAUUAUCACUUAAUUGGCAUAGCCACAGCCCCCAAAAAAGACCUUCCACCUCAGACUGAGCAUCUGCAGCUCCCCUCCCUUUCGCCACCGCAGUACCAUGCUGGGUGCGCUCUUGCGGAGGAACAUGUCCCAGAAGUUGAGUGUGCUGCUUCUGGUAUUCGGCCUGGCGUGGGGACUUAUGCUGCUGCGCUACACUGUGCAGCAGCCUCGCCAUCAGAGCAGCGCCGAGCUACGUGAGCAGAUCCUGGAGCUCAGCCGGCGAUACGUCAAGGUUCUGACAGAGGAGAACCAGAAUUCACCAGGUGGGCCACAGGGGACGUCCAUGGCUGGUUAUGCUGAUCUGAAGAGGACUAUUGCUGUGCUACUGGACGACAUUCUGACUCGGCUGGUCAAACUGGAGGGCAAAAUCGAGUUGGCAGUCAAUGCCUCCUCCACUAACACCUCCCGCACAGCAGGGGGCAUUCUUGCCUCUGCUCCCGCUGCCUUACUGAAACCUUUAAAGAAAGAGUCCCCCGGCAGCCACCCAGAGACAUCGCGCCUUCACCCACACGUCCCUAGUAGGCCUCGGCCACAUCAAGGAGCAUAGUCUUUAAAGAUGUAUUGGUUUUUUUUAUUUUUAGCACAUCACACUUUUCCAGCAUUUAUCACUGAUGUCACAACAUCAGAGAAACGAAAAGCAAUAGUGAGACAUAUGGACAUCCAGAAACUUCACAUUUGGGAUGCUUCUUAGAAAUGUUCAGCCAACUCAGAGGGAAGAAGGGGGACUUUAUGCUCUGUCCUCCCAUAUGCUGAAAUUUAUUUAUUUUUUACCAAAACUAUCAAGCACAUUUUUUUUAUAUAUUUGCAUUGCUCAUUUUAUUUAGCUUAGAUUUUAGCAAUUUUUUUAUAAUGCAAUAUUUGGAUCAUAUGACUGUUUAAGUAAAUGCAGAGAGGUAUAAAUACUCUUGGAACUGAACCAGAUUCUCAUACGCUUUGUCAUAAAAAUGGCUUGAAGUGCUCCUCUAUCUACGUUGUAAACUAUUUUACUAUACUGCUUCAAUAUAUCUAAAUGCUGAACUAAAAUGUAGUACACUCUAUGAUAGUUAGCAGUCCUAUUUGUCAGUUUUUAGCUGGUGCAGUUGCUAGUUACUGUAUGAAGAAGACUCUACUUUUAGCUUACACGUAGUUUUAGGAAUAAUUAAACUGAAUAGGUCGCCUGGAAGAGAUAAUCCAAAGAAUGUUAUUUGCACUCUAUCUGCAGGCAGUAUAUAAUUGUUUAUUUACAAUUACUGCACGACAGUUUGAGGUUUAUGCAUAAGAUGAUUGGAUGAUGCCAAUUUGCAACUGUAAACGUGAGCGUGUGUGUGUGUGCUUUGUCUCAGAUGAAAUCGAAUGGUUCCCCUUGACCAGGGUUGACACAGUGUUUUAACUUAAGUGUGUAGCAUAUUGAAUGUACUGUGCAGUCGGUCUUAAGCCCUUUAGUGCUGUUAAGAUUACUGAGCUACUGCUUACACAUGUUCAGGGUUCAUGUUGCACUGUGACUCUAUAGAGAUUUUCUAAAAAUACUGGGCUCUUCCAACUAUGACUGAAGGGAUAUUUUAGGAGGGUGGGCGUCAGGCUCUGGAAUAUUCAUUCCUUUAACCUUUCUGAUGGUCCCGAGUAGGGUUUCCAUAAUACUGAGAAAGUCUGGCGCCUGCCCAAAGGAAGAUCUUUAAUUUGCACAUCAUGAUGGUAAUUAACAUGAUGAUUUUGUGCGUCAAGUAAGAUGGGCAAUACUUUCAUCAAUACUACUUGAUGAUACAAUUGAAUGAGACAAAGUCAAUGUGGGUGGCAUAAUAAACUAUGAGGGGGAAAAUGUUUUAUAACGUUGCUUACAUAUUACAGACUUAACUAUACGUGAAGGCCUUUAGACUGAAUUAUCAAACUGGUUUGACUGUGUCUGCAUUGAGUAAUGCCAUAACUGUACUUUGAUUCAUAAUGCUAAAGUAGAUAAGCUGGUGAGCCAGGCAACUGCUGUGAGAUAGCUUUACUAAUAAAUUGACCUUAUGCUAA
Etheostoma spectabile (orangethroat darter) is the source of this 2781-nucleotide messenger RNA. RefSeq names its product coiled-coil domain containing 126 (gene ccdc126). Gene Ontology annotation, cellular component: membrane. NCBI's taxonomy places the organism in Eukaryota, Metazoa, Chordata, Actinopteri, Perciformes, Percidae. The transcript is spliced from 4 exons. Bases 848 to 1336 code for a protein of 162 amino acids. The record is from RefSeq and is a predicted model, not a curated record.